This is a messenger RNA of Lasiosphaeria miniovina, 1681 nucleotides long. Its product is annotated as alpha-ketoglutarate-dependent taurine dioxygenase. The transcript has 4 exons. Gene Ontology annotation, cellular component: cytoplasm. Gene Ontology annotation, molecular function: 2-oxoglutarate-dependent dioxygenase activity. Lineage: Eukaryota; Fungi; Ascomycota; Sordariomycetes; Sordariales; Lasiosphaeriaceae. The record is from RefSeq and is a predicted model, not a curated record. Bases 248 to 1297 code for a protein of 349 amino acids.
CAUGCACGUACACCCGGUCCAGAUGCUAUUUACCUUGGUACUCGCUGCACACAUCCCACAAUAUUAUUAAUUAUUACAGUAUCACUACGCCGAAGCAAUUCAGUGCCCGCCCACCUCCAUCUGAAAUACCUGCAUACCUCCCUGCCGACGUGCCCCCAAACGCCCCGACGUCCCCUGUCUCUCCAAGUCUCCAGCCUCGGUGCCCCGUCGUGCUCCUCCCGGUGCCGCCCCCGUUUUCACGUUCGCCAUGCCGUCGGCAGCUCCCCGUGCCCCAAAGGUCUUCGGCGGCAAUGAGCUUGCCAGGCCGCGAGUCAGCAACCUGGCCUACUCGGGCUCGCUCGAGAGAUUCAAGCACAGCGACCUGACGCCCGUCAUUGGGCGCGAGUUUGAGGGUCUGCAGGUCGCGGAGCUCCUGAGCGCCCCCGACGACACUAUCGCCGACUUGGCCGUCACUAUAUCUGAGCGGGGGGUCGUGUUUCUGCGUGACCAGGAUGUUACACCAACCCAGAUGAAGGACCUGAUGCUGCGCCUGACACAGGUUGCCGGUUCGCCGUCGUCGUCGGGCCUGCACGUGCACCCCCUGACGGAAGAGGGCAGCGAGCUGGGGGACCAGAUCAGCGUCAUCAGCUCGGAGAAGCAGAAGAAGGGCGGGGGGCUGACGCACCAGCUGUCCGACGUCAGCCGCUUCGCCAGCAGCGGGUGGCAUAGCGACAUCAGCUUCGAGCCGGUGCCGUCCGACUACGCCAUGCUCAAGAUCCACACGCUGCCGGCGACCGGCGGCGACACCAUCUGGGCCAGCGGCUACGAGGUCUACGACCGCCUGUCGCCGCCGCUGCGCGCCAUGCUCGCCGGCCUGACCGCCACCCACGACGCCACCUUCUUCCUCGACGAGGCCGCCCGGCUCGGCAACCCCAUCCGCCAGGGCGAGCGCGGGUCGCCGCUGAAUCAGGGCAAGGCGCUGACGGCGGUGCAUCCCGUGAUCCGGACGAACCCUGCGACGGGGUGGAACUCGGUGUACGUCAACAAGGGCUUCACCAAGCGCAUCAACGGGGUGACCAAGGACGAGUCGGACGUGCUGCUGGCGUACCUGUUCAACCUGGUGACGCAGAACCACGACGCGCAGGUGCGGUUCCGCUGGCGGCAGAACGACCUGGCCAUCUGGGACAACCGCAGCACGUGGCACUGCGCGACGUAUGACUAUGCCGAGGCCCGCGCCGGCGACCGCGUGUGCUCGCUCGGCGAGGCGCCCUACCUCGACCCGGCGGCCACGGGCCGGAGGGAGGCGCUGGGCAUGUGACGGCGCUGUGCUGGCUAAUUGUUAAUUAGCGAUACGAAUUAACGAUGGUUACCGGGCAACGAUUUGGAAGGCUGUGUGUGCAUCAAAACAAAAUAGUGUUCUCUGACACGGUCGUCAUUUACGACGGGAAGUAAUUACGUCUUGGUGUUGUUGUUAAUAAAAAGAAUUAAUUAGGACUUCAGCUUGACAAGAUAUCUUAAAGACAGAUUGGCCGUGCACGACACGGGGGUGUUUACUUGCACCCGCAUAACCCUCUAUGCAACAAUCACCACGCCUAUGAAACCCGCCUCGCGUAGCCACCGCCAUGCGGCGCGUCUUUUCAUGGCCCGUCGCACCGUUCGCGAGCUGAACAGCUAGCGGCCGACGAGGCCCAAUCAAAUCCCA